Molecule: messenger RNA, 999 nt
Organism: Parnassius mnemosyne (clouded apollo)
Lineage: Eukaryota; Metazoa; Arthropoda; Insecta; Lepidoptera; Papilionidae
Source: the annotation of a GenBank genome assembly
AUGCUUCUUGCAAGAUCAAUAUUCAAUUUGGUUUCAAAAAUGUACAUAAUACCUUGUAGAUAUUAUCAGGUUGCCAUUGUUGGUAGUGGGAGUGAGAUUGGUCAAACCACAGCAUUACUACUACGAACUAACCCGUCUAUUACUAAGUUAGUUUUACACGACUAUCUCGACCACAUGCCUGGAAUAGUAUUGGAUUUAUCACAUAUUCCUUCAAAUUCAAUGAUAAAAGGUUAUACUGGAAAAGAAACUUUAGAAGAAGCUUUGCAAGGCUCCAGUUUAGUUAUUGCUGCUGGCGAUGAUCCUCAAAACACAGGUUGGAUAACGAAAUCGACAUUGUCACAAAAUGCUGAUUUUAUAAAAAAUAUUGCGAUUUCAGUAGCCAAAAUAAGUCCGUUACCAUUCUUAGGAAUAGUAACGGAGCCCCUUAAUACACUUGUGCCGAUGGCCGCAGAGGUAAUGAGGAAUCAAGGUUGCACCGAUCUGACCAAGUUAUUGGGCAUUUCCACAAUUGAUACACUGAAAGCGCAAGCUUUAUAUGCUGCAGAGAAUGAAUUUAACCCUAGCGAAUGUUUUGUACCAGUGAUAGGUGGUCACUCUAAAGAAACCAUGGUACCGUUAAUAUCUCAAGCAAAUCCUAAAAGUAAGCUUUCGGAAGAAAAACAUCGAGAGCUCAUAGCGAAACUUCGUACUUAUAACAUCUCUGAUAUAGCUAAAAGAACAUAUGCUCCCACAUUGUCAGUUGCAUUUAGCGUUUCCAUAUUCACUCAAAAUAUACUAGAAGCGCUAAAUGGCCACACAAGUCACACUAACGCUUUUGUCGAAAAUAAUGAUUUUGGGACUUCAUUCAUAUCAGGACUUUUCGAUGUUGACAAGAAUGGUGUUGGUGAAAUGAAAAAGUAUACUGAUUUAUCUAAAUAUGAGUAUGUUUUACUACAACAAAGCAUCGAACAGCUACGAAAAGACGUUGCAAUUGGAAAGGACAUAUUAGAAUUAGCUUAG